AUUCGGUUGGAACUCCCACUACUACAAGAACAACGGUAAGGAGUAAUACAUGGGCGGAACGGGAAGCGAGACACUCAUGUAGCUGCCUGCUAGUGCAGUCCUGCCAGCGGUCGGGCCCGGGCGGCGGCUCCCCGCGGGUCGAUCGAAACCAUUUACAUAUGUUUUCCUGACCUAGUGCCAUGUCCGUCCACGAACACACCUGCGACUCCGCAUUGCUCAUUUGACGCUUGCGAAAGCUUCAGUACACCUACAUAGCGGUUUGGGAGCCCUGGCUAGUGAUUGUAAAGCUUAAUUUUGCCGCUCACGGAGCUUCUUUUUAACCGAUGGCGCGAUCAAUACUCGGGCGCUAAAUGUACUUCGUACGCUCAAGCCUCGAGGCCUAAGACCUCCUCAGGUGCACGAUAUGUGGAUAGAUAGUGUUCGAGAGUUCAUCCUCAAUUAUUCCUGGCUAUCAACACCUAUCAUUGCGGCAAUCGGAUGGUGCCAGACCUGGGUUAUCGCCUCUCUUUUUCUUUCCAUCGGAAAAUCCAACGAGGUUGUUGAGGCCAUUGAAGAAUCACGAUUACAAAGUUCCUUCGUGAGAUAUUAUAAUGAAGACAGAGAAGACCCAGGUGCGACUGAAAAGUCAACUUGUAAUUAUGUUGCAGAGCAAAGGUAUACAGGUCUAGCAAAACGCACGGUACUUGCUGCAUGGCUUGCAGACACUUCCACCGCAACUCCCAGAAAGAUCGUCGGCGUGAUGUCGAUGGACCCUGGGCUCAGCACGCAGCUUCUUGACCUUUACCACUCCGUCUGCGACGCUGGCUACCUUGCAUACUUAUCAUUCAUCAUUCAAAUUGUCGGCUCUCUCUACGGUAUCGUGACAGUCUCGAUUAUUUGGGCAGAUGAUGCGCAUCUCAGGCAACAAGCUUAUGGCGUCCAACUGCAGCAACAACUCGCAGCGCUCACUAUCAACCGCGGGAUGUGGUCCAUUGCAGCUCUUGGCGCGUUCUUCCCGUGGGCACCUCUUCACGCUGUCUAUUUGACGACGGCCGUUGCUGUCGUACUAGAAUUCCUCUUCGCUGCCAGGGGAUUCGUCAUUGGCUGGCACAUGAGCCUCCUUCCUGGUAUCCUCCGCUUCUGGGUUGUCUUUUCGUGGCUGCUUCCUAGCGCGGAGGCGUUGACACUGAUCUUUGGUCUUAUCGCAAUGAAGAUGGAAGUUUCAUUCAUCUCCGCCAAGGUGAUCAUCUUCGGGCUCCCAGCACUGUGGUUAAUCAUCGGGCCGCUUCUCAUCAUCGGGGCAUCGUUGGGAUCGCACUUUGGCAUGCUGAAUUGUCUUGUUGUCAAUUCUAGCUUGUGUGCUACAGCUUGAGCGAACAGACGUGCAAUUAGGCGGAUAUUGGAAGGAGCAAAUGUGCCGUUUUUUUAUCCUGCUUUGUACCAUGUUUUCUGUCGUUGAAGCCCAUAGUAUUCAUGCAACACUUCUGAUUUCAAU
This is a messenger RNA of Suillus clintonianus, 1474 nucleotides long. RefSeq lists its product as uncharacterized. The transcript is spliced from 4 exons. The coding region runs from base 404 to 1351 and encodes 315 amino acids. The record is from RefSeq and is a predicted model, not a curated record. NCBI's taxonomy places the organism in Eukaryota, Fungi, Basidiomycota, Agaricomycetes, Boletales, Suillaceae.